AAAAUGUUUACGAGACAUUUUGCAAGCGCAAGAGAUCCAAAUUACAUUUUUAAAUAUAUAAACGGUCUCAGGAUUUCCGUAACUUAUAAGGUCGCGUCAAAUGUUUAUGUUACGGAUGGGUUUGCAUUGUUGCUAAAUAUUGCAUCAUGAUUCAUCUACGCAUCACUACGCAUGUACGGCGACUCUUAACCAUGGCUGCCACUACGAAAGGAUUGACGCGCGUUUUGAAACGCGCACUUCGCGCGAACGUAAUCGCGUUUCGCGCGAUGAUGAGUCAUCCCACGUGACUCAUGCUACUUGUCAACCGCGGGACUCUAUGAUUCCGUUUGCUAUUAGCGAAUGCAUGUCUAUAUACGUGUGCAUAUAUAUACAUACACAUGGACGAGGAAAGAACAACAGAACACCAAUUAGAAUCAGCUAUUUGGGCAACAAGAAGGCUUUUCGAAUUUAAACCAUUACCUGGACUCGAUCCGAAUCUUCAUCAUUGGGAAUACUUGCGAGCACAGCAAGAAAUCGAUUGCGAUGAAGUGUAUCCCGGAAUAUACAUUGGCAACGGUACUACAGCAAAAAACAAGAGAUAUCUUAAAACGUUAGGCAUAACACAUAUAUUGAACGCUGCCGAAGGAAAACGAUUUGGAUUUGUAAAUACCGAUAGUAAUUAUUACGCAGACACGACGAUGAAGUAUCUCGGUUUACCAAUUAAAGAUCUGCCUACUGCAGAUAUUAGUGAAUACUUUCACGUAACAGCAAGUUUUAUUGACGAAGCGCUAACCAGAGGAGGCAAAGCGUUUGUGCACUGCAUGCAAGGUGUAUCCCGGAGUGCUACGUGUGUUAUCGCAUAUUUAAUGAUAAAAAAGAAUAUGUUAGCGGUCGAUGCUAUUAACUUGCUUCGCACAAAUCGAGAUAUUCAUCCAAAUAGUGGCUUCCUUCGACAACUGGCACACUUGGAUAAUCAGUUACGUAGGCAAAGACGUUUGCAACAUCGUUGAACCGCGAAAAUUCCGUGUAAAUGAUGAUAUAUUUUCAUCAUAUCUUUCCAAAUAAUUAACGUAAAGUAGUACAUAGACGAGAUUGUAUAAAUAUAUAAUGUGAGAUAUGUAGAGUAUAUAUAUAUAUAUAUAUAUAUACUUCAUAAAUUUAUGUAUAGUAAAUUAAAAAUGUAUGAAGAAGUAACUUUGUGUGCGAUAUUACAAUAAAAUUCUAACGAACAAUU
Molecule: messenger RNA, 1213 nt
Organism: Pseudomyrmex gracilis
Lineage: Eukaryota; Metazoa; Arthropoda; Insecta; Hymenoptera; Formicidae
Product: dual specificity protein phosphatase 3
Exons: 4
Coding region: 378-989 (203 amino acids)
Biological process (GO): protein dephosphorylation; negative regulation of MAPK cascade
Cellular component (GO): cytoplasm
Molecular function (GO): protein tyrosine/serine/threonine phosphatase activity; MAP kinase phosphatase activity
Source: RefSeq, a predicted model, not a curated record